Moneuplotes crassus is the source of this 2549-nucleotide messenger RNA. NCBI's taxonomy places the organism in Eukaryota, Ciliophora, Spirotrichea, Euplotida, Euplotidae. The record is from the annotation of a GenBank genome assembly.
UUAACUGUAAAAUGGAGAGUUCUAGGCAGACCACUGACUGACCUAAAUUCCUAAAUACAAGGCGGAUUUCCAUCCCCAAAGGUUUCUCUGGCUCAUCUAAAAGAUACCGAAGAAAUAGCUGUGGGGAGAGUUUAAAAGGCGGAAAACCAUCCCAUAACCUCGUUCUCCCAGUUUAUGACUUUAAAUAACCGUAAGAUAAUUACUUUCAAGAAGAUUCAUGAGAAGGUCAAGUAAGUUACUUAUCAAAUUCUCGGAUUUUCCUCCUGUUAUAGACCCUGGGAUUUCCUUGAGCUUAGCUCAGAUCUUAAUCCUGAUAAAAUCCAUGCAUAAAAUGUUAUAAAGCUCUUUAAGUGAGAUUUCCUCUAGAGUAAUUCUGGAGGUAGCAGCUCUGGGAUGCCUAAGCUAUGUUUUUAAGGCUUUGGGUUGAUAUUUAAGGGAGAAUUUAGUUGCAAAGGUCUUGAAGUUUGGUUACAACAUGGAGGGGCACGAAGAUGAGAAGGAUUUGGAGGUUGAGAGGGAGAUUUAAUUAUAAAAAGCUGGGUUUAGGGAAAAUUGAGUUUUAAGUGAGUUUUAGGGGGUUUUAGAGGGGAUAGAAAUAGAUUUUAGAAUUGGAUGGGUAGGGAUUUUUUGAAAUUUGGUAUCUUUGGUUGGAAAAUCAGAUUGUAUGCGUGAUGAGUAAAAGAGUUUGUAUUUUUUAAUAAUUCUUUUAAUCUUGUGGGAGCAUUUAACUAUGUUACUAAGCACCAUUGCUUUCAUUUCUUGACUAUAUGAUUAAAAAAUUCUUAUUUUCCUUACAAAUACCAACUUAACAUAUUUCAGAUGGAGUAUUUCAGUAAAAAUGCAAGAAAGAGCAUCUAGUGUUCCUAAUUUACACAAAAAGAUCCCGAAUUCUCCAAAUUCUCUUCCAAAUGAUUCAACUCGGAGAAAACAUCAUUUCAAUCGCUUUCAAGAGAAUAAAAAGAAGGAGAAAUCAAUCCAUGACUUGAACUUCUCUCAAGCAAUCCUUCAGACACUCGAAACGAGCAAUAGCUCAUUAUUGGUACACCAUAGUCUAAUCCCUAGAACAAAACAGAUCGUACGAAAUACAAUCAAUUCAGAAAGGAGAGCAAUAACUUCAAGAAUACAUUUACAAAAUAAAUAUUUGGAACAAAAGAAGUUCCUCCAUAACUCCAAAACCAAGGAUAAGAAUUCUUCCUUAUCACACACCAAGCAUAGUUCUAGCAGGCGAACUCUGAAGAGCUACAGGUCUUUCAGGAAGAUUGAUAUUCAGAAUUCAAGAGCAGUUAUGAGGAAACUACUUGAGAAAUUUAAAGGGUACCAGCAAUCAAUCAACGAAGAUGGUCCCAAUAUUUACAACGAGCAACAAAGAAUCAUGGAUAUCAUUGAAAAUGAAAAAUAAAGAUCUUACUGAUAAUAUUAGGAAGGAACUCAAAACUACUUAUGAGAAGUUGAACAAGGAAAAAUUAGGUUUUCUGGAACGAACGGCUAUUGGUAGCACUAAAAAUUUCUAUCAAAAUUCAGAUUCGUACUUAACAACCCCUGUUAAGUUAAACUUGAACACUGUCGAAGGCCCUCAGCACUCAAGUUCAAGCAAAAAGAUCAAGCUUAGUGAGAGGGCUCUUUUGAAUACUCGUAAGGACUUCUUAACAAACCAAAAAAUAAAGGAGGAAGAGAUAGGAAUUUCGAUUACUGCCCAUGAUUACUUCAAUCUGUUUUCUUCAGCUAACAAGAAACUCCUUUCCCUAAAGAAUAAGGUGAUUUCUUCACAGAUAUUUGCUGUCUCAAAGAUAAAACCUGGGAAUACCUCUCAAGAUAAAGAGAAAGCAUCAACUGAUAAGAUAAAGAAGUACCUAGCAAUCUGCAUCCUAAAGAAAAUCAUUGAGCAUCAGGAGUUUGAGCAAGCAAAGAUCAGGAAAGAAGAGAUUUAUCAGAAGUUCACUUGGGUAAAGAAAAUUAAAAGAUUUGCACAUCAGAUCCGUGAUUGUUGAGAUUGCCUUGAGGUGAUGAAAGUUACUUCAGAGCAAAUCUUGGUUCAUAAUUUGUUCCCUCAAAAAUCCUACUAUCGGCCAGGCUCAAGAGCUCUGAUCGAGGAGACUAAGGAAGGCAAUCUCAAACGUGUUAGAGAAAUAAUAAAGAAAAAUAGAUUUACAUUGUAUGACUUUGAUAGUACAAAUCAGACAGCUCUCCACUGGGCAGCAAAACGAGAUUUUCAUGAAAUUAUCAAGUUUUUCAUUGAAGUAGGGUGCUAUAUCGACUGUAAAGAUUCUAGCAACAGAACUCCUUUAUAUCUAGCUUGAAAGCGCGGCAACACAAGAUCUGUGAAAAUACUGCUUCUGAAUCGUGCAAAUCCUACUAUAAAGACUCUUCAAGGAAAAACUUGCUUAGAUGCAACUUCAGAUAUAGAAAUUCAGAGCUACUUGAAGAAGGCUAUCUUGUGGAGGGUCGCAAGAAGAUUCUACAACAGCAAAGCAAGGAUCAAUGAGCUUGAAAAGCAAAUGAAGAGUUAUCACACAAAGGUACAAGAACAGAUCGAUAAAGAAUUACUAUAA